ACGGGGGAAGAGCCCGGGGGACAGUGAUGGGAGCUGACCCUCCCCUUCAUCCUGGGGGGCUCUGCCACUGUCCCCCGGUGUGGCGGCAGCCGAUAGCCAAGCGCGUCACUGCCGGUGUGGCUGGGUGCAGGAGAUAAGUUUUGCACCUCAAACGGCUCAGAGUUGGGUGUCUGAGGGCAAAGCACUGGUGGCAGGGGCCGCAGUGCCUGCAUGUCCCUCCAGGCUGGGGGGGUGGCUGUCCCUCCCGCCCCUGCUGGGCUUAAAAUCAGGGAGGGCAGCUUUGAGCCCUCCAAAGCGCUCACCCCCACGGGUGCUGCUCCUCCUUGCUUCUGUGCCCUCGCCGGGGGCUCUGCUGGCUGGCCCCACCAGUCCCCAGUGUGCAGCUGCACCCCAAAGGGCUCUGAAAGCCAUUUGUGUGGUCUCGGCGAUGGCGGGGGGGCUGGUGGGGGCUGCAGGCAGGACCCUGCUCCCUCCCCGUCCCGGCGGGCGGCCCGGAGGGUUUGGAGCACAGCUGUGUUGCAUCAGGGCCGGGAGGAGGCUGGAGCCGGGAGUUUUCCUCAUGCUGGCAGGCGGUCAGGGCGCAGCAGAGGGAUGCAGCCGUGCUCUGCAGAGUAGGGAUGCCACAGGAAUGGGAAUGCUUUGCAUCCUGCCCCGCUGCUCCGGGUUGGCCUCGCUCCCCGAACAGGAGCCCCGCACCCCCAGCUCCCUGCGCUGCUGCAGGGCACCAUCGAGGCGGCUGAGAAAUGGCGGCUCGGUUGGGCUGUGAGCACCGGGGCGGCUCAGGCUUGUGGCAGCCGAGGGCUGGCUAUAAAUACUUGGGAGAUAAACGCUGGGGAGGGAGAAGAACUACUUAAGCUGAGGGACAGUCUUGGCAAAAGCACAAGCGUAUGUGAGCGAGCCCCGGGAUGUGCUACAGCUCGAAGGAGGUUCCCAGAAAGGCUGAUUUUAGGGUCAGUGGUGCCCCAGUCGGCAGGGGAGGGUCAAGGGGAAGGUGUCUCUCUUCCUACCUGGCUUUUCUGUGCUCAUGCUGAAGCCAGGGCUCUGGAGGCAGCCUAGAGCGAGGGAAGGGGAAUGGGAACAUCUUCCUUCGGGCCAUAGCCAGCUGCCAUACUCUUGCAGCAGGCACCCAGUCUUCGGUCCUUCUCUGGCAGGAAUCGGCAGAGCCCUGAGCACUGGGUAUUGUCGCCUCUGCCACGGGAAGUUCUCCUCCAGGAGCCUGCGCAAUGCCUUCGGGAAGGUGCCUGUCAUGGGGGAGAACUCGGAGAAGCAGCGACGUGUGGAUCAGGUCUUCUUCACCGACUUCCAGCGGCUGGUCGGCGUGGCGGUGCGGCAGGACCCCGCGCUCCCCCAGUUCGUCUGCAAGAAGUGCCAUGCCCAGUUCUACAAAUGCCGCAGCGUCCUCAGGACAUUUAUCCAGAGGGUGAAUGCGUCUCCCACAGGCCAUGUGAAGUCAAAAGGAAAGAGCGGCGCGGCCCAGGCCCAGCCGGGUGCAGAUGGAGGUGCCUCCUGCCUGGUGGACCUGAUCACCUCCAGCCCCCAGUGCCUGCACAGCCUGGUGACGUGGACGCACACGCACGCCGGGAGCUGUACGUCGGUGCCCAGCCUGCAGAGCGUGCUCUCCUCCGAGUACUGCGGCAUCAUCCGCGCUGUCUGGGGCUGUGGGGAUGGGCACGACUAUGUCAUGGAUACAGAUUCGGACUGUAGCACGGUGCUUGUCGACAAUGCCUUGUGUGUCAAACGGGAGUGGAACAAGAGCACGGCGCAGCACUUGACUGACAACGGGGCAGGCGCAGACAAUGCUGAGGCUGUUUCUGCUCCCAAACCCCAGCAUGCUCCAGUAAGGACAACUCCUUGCCAGCAGCCCGCAAACAAAGGGACCACAUCGGUGCCACUGAACGUGGAGAAUGAGCUGCCGCAGGACAGGGAUUCAUCUCACUUGCAACUGGACAGCAUGGCCUCCAUACAGGAGAAAGCCCUGUUGCAGCCCGUGUCACCACUGAGCAGUGUCACAGGACAGUUGAGUGGGAAGCAGGUUCUGUCUGCAACGUCGGAUGAGCGGGUAAAAGACGAGUUCAGUGACCUUUCUGAGGGGGACUUCUUGAGUGAUGAUGAAAAUGAGAAGAGAAAUGUGCAAUCUUCAGAUGACUCCUUCGAGCCUUACCCCGAAAAGAAGGUUUCUGGCAAGAAAAGCGACAGCAAAGAAGCAAAGAAGGCAGAAGAGCCCAAAAUAAGGAAGAAGCCAGGGCCUAAGCCAGGCUGGAAAAAAAAAAUCAAAUGUGAAAGGGAGGAGCUGCCUACCAUUUACAAGUGUCCUUACCAGGGAUGCACGGCUGUCUACAGAGGGGCAGAUGGCAUGAAGAAACACAUCAAAGAGCAUCACGAAGAGGUUCGGGAGAGGCCCUGUCCUCAUCCUGGCUGCAACAAGGUGUUCAUGAUUGACCGGUACCUGCAGCGUCAUGUGAAACUCAUUCACACAGAGGUACGUAAUUAUAUCUGUGAUGAAUGUGGGCAGACAUUUAAGCAACGCAAACACCUCUCGGUCCAUCAGAUGCGGCACUCGGGAGCAAAGCCUUUGCAGUGUGAAAUCUGUGGUUUCCAGUGCCGACAGCGAGCAUCACUCAAGUACCACAUGACCAAACACAAAGCUGAGACGGAGCUGGAGUUUGCCUGUGACCAGUGCGGGAAGCGCUUUGAGAAGGCCCAUAACCUUAAUGUCCACAUGUCCAUGGUGCACCCUCUGACCCAGACUCAGGACAAAGCCAAGCCACUGGAGCCAGAGCCCAUUCUCCUCCUAAAUACUUCAGGGACUUCAGAAAGUCAGGUGGUAAAGCCAGAAGUGACUGCGCAGCAGGAGCCCACCUGAGGGGGACGGGGAAGCUUUCCCAGUCCAGCCCUGUAGAAACCUUAUAGCAGAGUGGAGAUUUUUUAAUCUACGUUUUAGUCUCCCAAAGAACUCAGUGGAAUUAGCUUCAGCUUGCUCAGAAAAAGCUUGUUAUCAUGCUGUGAUUCUCCAUGCUCACGUCUGAUUCAGCAGUGUUGUACUAAGAGUCUGUCUAAUCCCAGGGGAAUGGAUGUUCGGCAGCACCCCUUCGUGGUCCCCCUUCUCCCCACGCACACCAUUGUAGAAACAGAGUUGGCCACAACUGUUCCCUGCCUGCACAAGCUGCUGCCUGUACAGAAGUGCCCUCAGGUGGCUCUAAGGGUAUGUAGGACAGUGGAGCAAUUUUAAGUAAACACUUUGUUUUGGAAAAAAACAAAACAUUACAACUCCCAAAGCAAGUCUAAACUGAAAUUUGUAACCUACUUUUUAUUGUAACAAGAGCUUCAUGGUUAUGCUUGUAAUAAAUUAUUUACAAAGUAAUUUGAAAGAAACAGCAGUGGUGAAAGGUA
Molecule: messenger RNA, 3390 nt
Organism: Falco peregrinus (peregrine falcon)
Lineage: Eukaryota; Metazoa; Chordata; Aves; Falconiformes; Falconidae
Gene: ZNF276
Product: zinc finger protein 276
Exons: 10
Coding region: 1025-2863 (612 amino acids)
Biological process (GO): regulation of transcription by RNA polymerase II
Cellular component (GO): kinetochore; nucleus; chromosome
Molecular function (GO): DNA-binding transcription factor activity, RNA polymerase II-specific; zinc ion binding; RNA polymerase II cis-regulatory region sequence-specific DNA binding
Source: RefSeq, a predicted model, not a curated record